This is a messenger RNA of Phyllostomus hastatus (greater spear-nosed bat), 1718 nucleotides long. RefSeq names its product SHANK associated RH domain interactor (gene SHARPIN). The record is from RefSeq and is a predicted model, not a curated record. The transcript is spliced from 9 exons. Gene Ontology annotation, biological process: positive regulation of canonical NF-kappaB signal transduction; proteasome-mediated ubiquitin-dependent protein catabolic process; protein linear polyubiquitination. NCBI's taxonomy places the organism in Eukaryota, Metazoa, Chordata, Mammalia, Chiroptera, Phyllostomidae. Gene Ontology annotation, cellular component: LUBAC complex. Bases 438 to 1670 code for a protein of 410 amino acids. Gene Ontology annotation, molecular function: ubiquitin-protein transferase activity; ubiquitin binding.
CAAGAAGGGCUGGUAGACUUGUGACAGGGCAACAAGCAGAAGGGUCCUGAGAGCGGCGUCCAGGUCUCGCCAGGCCGGCAGGUAAAUGCGGACAGCCCGGCUGCAGCUCCCGCCCGCCCAAGUCUCUAGGGCGAAGGGACCGCGCCCGCCUUCUAGCCUUGGCCGGCGCUCGGCCGUCAGUCCCUGACACUUUGCCCCGACGUACUAGCCUCCAGGACCAGCCUCGCUCGCUCGUUCGUGUCCGGAGACCCUUGGACCGUGUACAUUCUGGACAAAGCCGAAGGGUCAGAUUCGAAAACAGCCCGUCCCCGGGCUCCGACGCUCUGGCUGCGCCCGGAACCCCAGGUUCGCGGCCUCGGCUUCCGGCCGGCGCAGGCGUUUUGUGGCCCCAGCCUACGGAAGCAGACUCGGAGGGCCGAGACUCGGCAGGACCGGAGAUGGCGCCGCCGGCGGGCGGAACGGUGGCGGCCUCGGACCCAGGCUCUGCAGCGGUGCUACUUGCUGUGCACGCCACUGUGAGGCCGCUAGCCGCGGGGCCGGACGCCGAGGCGCAGUUGCGGAGACUGCAGCUGAGCGCAGACCCCAAGCGGCCGGGGCGCUUCCGGCUGGAGCUGCUAGGCGCGGGUCCCGGGGCGGUCAGUUUGGAGUGGCCCUUGGAGACAGUCUCCUACACCGUCCGAGGUCCCAGCCAGCAUGAGCUGCAGCCUCCACCAGGAGGGCCUGGGACCCUCAGCCUGCACUUCCUCAACCCGUUGGAUGCUCAGCGGUGGGCAGCCCUGAUCCGAGGUGCCACCGUGGAGGGACAGAAUGGCAGUGACAGCCUGCCUCCAGCCCUGAGCCCAGAGACAGGCCCUGUUUCUGCACCCGGCCCCUCUGAAGUGCACACACCCAAGGCCCCCCAACCCAAGGUGGAUGUUUCCUCACACCCUGGAGACUUGAUGGAGAAAGAAGAGCUGGCUGGGCGCCUGGCCCAGGCCAUUGAGGGUGGGGAUGAGAAGGGGGCAGCCCAAGCAGCAGCCAUCCUGGCCCAGCAUCACGUGGCCCUCAGUGUUCAGCUCCAGGAGAGCUGCUUCCCUCCUGGCCCCAUCAAGCUACAGGUCACAGUUGAAGACGCUGCGUCCUCCGCCCACAUCUCCCUGCAAGUCUACCCCCACUGCACCAUCUCCACCCUCCAGGAGCAGGUGUUCUCGGAGUUUGGCUUUCCGCCAGCAGUGCAGCGCUGGGUCAUCGGGAAGUGCCUGUGUGUGCCAGAGCGCAGCCUCGCUUCCUACGGAGUCCAGCAGGACAGGGACCCUGCUUUCCUCUACCUACUCUCAGCUCCUCGAGAAACCCCCGGACGCAGCCCUCAGCGUCCCCAGAAGAUGGAUGGGGAACUAAGCCACCGCCUAUUUCCUCAGUCAUUGGGGCUGCCCCAAGCCCCUCAGCCAGCCAGCUCCAGCCUCCCCAGCCCCCUUCAGUCUGGCUGGCCCUGCCCUUCCUGCACCUUCAUCAACAUCCUGAGCCGGCCUGGCUGUGAGAUGUGUAACACUCAGAGACCUUGUGCUUGGGACCCACUUCCUGCGGCCUCCACCCAGCAGUCACUAAUGGUAACAAGGGGAGAGGAUGGCCCUUCCCUUCCAGGCCCGAGGUCCCUGGAUGCCCUCCUGAACCUCUCCGGGGACCUCCGCUGACAGCUCCCUGGGGAUAGAGCCAGAGCCAUUAAAGAUAUUUUGAGCCAA